AUGCCACCAGCUCCCCGUGGUACAGUUGCGAUAUCUGAGAGAUGUAUGGGCGGAAAUAUCGCCCGACUCAUGCAGCGACACCGAUACCUCCUGGAAAAUUUGGGGGACGAUUCUUGCGACUUUCUUUGUGGUGGAACCCGUGUUUUAUAUGUUGAUGAUCUCAAUCGGCUCUGUGAUAUGGCACAUAGAGACAUGAUAUCUCAACGUCUCUCUUUGGCAAAGUCACGAUUUAAUACCUCUGGAUCUAGGAUUGCUCUUCUACUUCUAUCUGGAUCACAGGAUCCGAGACCAGAUGUUUUAGCAUGGCUUAAUAUUCAUUGCAGUGUGGAGUUAAACUGUUUGGUUAUGCUUUGCUGGACGGAAGAAGAGUGUGCAAGCUUUUUGGAGGGUUUGGCUGAUUCUUCUUUGGGUUCUGUAAACUAUCGCAUAGCUCGAAAAAAAGAGAGCACACCAGUUCCAGUACUCAUUGAUGCCUUUACUCAAACGCCGCAGUUAAUGACACGCAAUGAUGUUGUUCGUGCUGCACACCGCUUUGGUUCAGCAGCUAAGUUGUUCACAGUCACCUCUGAAGAUUUGGCCGUUAUUCCAGGGUUUGGACAAAAGAAAGCUGAAAGACUCUUCGCGGUACUUAAUGCGUCCUUUCAAACCUCUCGACGAUCGGUCUCCGAAGUGUUACCAAGCCAGACCGCUCCGAAUGACGUUGAUAAGGUUGGUAAGGAAUCAGUGAGGCUUCCUGCACAGGAAAAAAUGUUCCACGUUCUUCACCAAUUAAGAGAGCGUGAGAUGGACGAAGUGACAGAGGAAUAA
Molecule: messenger RNA, 807 nt
Organism: Trypanosoma theileri
Lineage: Eukaryota; Euglenozoa; Kinetoplastea; Trypanosomatida; Trypanosomatidae
Product: putative DNA repair protein
Exons: 1
Coding region: 1-807 (268 amino acids)
Biological process (GO): nucleotide-excision repair; mitotic recombination; meiotic mismatch repair
Cellular component (GO): nucleotide-excision repair factor 1 complex; nucleus; ERCC4-ERCC1 complex
Molecular function (GO): single-stranded DNA binding; damaged DNA binding
Source: RefSeq, a predicted model, not a curated record